GUGAGUAACAGAUGCAGAUGUAACCGGUCAUGUUGUGUAACUUCCUGUGUUCGCCGUCUCCUCUUGUACCUAGUUGUUGUCACAUUUCGUUUCAAAGCCCUGAUGGCUGCAGCCUUUCGUUAUCUUCACUUUGUCUCAAGGACAGGCACUUUGGCAGCUGGCCAAGUGAGGUCCUUCAGUGUGUCAAUACAAAGGACUGGGUUCAAGUAUGUGAAUGCCCAGGAGAUCCCAUCAGACAUGAAGUCCAUCACAGACCGAGCUGCACAGACGCUGAUGUGGACAGAGCUGAUCAGAGGUCUGGGCAUGACGAUGAGCUACCUGUUCAGAGAACCUGCCACCAUUAACUACCCGUUUGAAAAGGGACCUCUGUCACCACGCUUCAGAGGGGAACAUGCUCUGCGCAGGUACCCCUCAGGAGAGGAGCGCUGCAUUGCCUGCAAACUUUGUGAAGCCAUUUGCCCUGCCCAGGCCAUCACCAUCGAAGCAGAGACUCGCGCUGAUGGCAGCAGGAGGACUACUCGCUACGACAUCGACAUGACCAAGUGCAUCUACUGUGGGUUCUGUCAGGAGGCAUGUCCUGUGGAUGCCAUCGUAGAGGGCCCUAACUUUGAGUUUUCCACUGAAACGCAUGAAGAACUGCUCUACAACAAGGAGAAGCUGCUGAACAAUGGAGAUAAAUGGGAGGCUGAGAUCGCUGCCAACAUACAGGCUGAUUACCUCUAUCGAUAGAGGUCUAACACACAGCACCUACGUUACCGGGGAAGACUUUAAACGUGACACGUGUUGAUUCUGUACAUACUGUAAGAAUGCAAACUCAGAUUUGAUGGGUGUGCUUCAGGGUUGGAUUCAGGUUUGUUGAAGGAGCCUUUGUUAACAACAACUUAACUAAAACUGACCUUUUUAAGUUUAGUCUCAUUUUGUUAUCAUAAAUAUUCUUUAUGUUUCCACCUCAAUGUCCUGGGAUUGUUCAUUGUGCAUAUUUAUUAUGGUAUAAAAAUUCUUCACCAUUUUGUGUCCACAGCUUUGUCCAGUGUGUGUGGGAAGUCUUUUAUGAACUCCACACUAUUCGUUCUGGUAAUGCAUAAGAUGUAUAUGGUGCCUCUUCUGCUGAUUAAACAUGCAUAUAAAUGUCAGCUAUUUCAUCAGACUGGUUAUUUUAAUAGCCACACUCAAGUGGCUCUUACAUUAGUCCGAUAGUAUCUUAUUUUGCCAGGACGACUCAAUAAGUUGAAAACAUCCACACACUGAAUCCACAGUAGGAUUUUUUCCUUCAUUUCUUACAAAACCUAUUAUUACUAAAUGUCUACAGAACAAUUUUCCAACUUGCUGGUUUGUAGAUUUGACUUGGAGAUGAUGGCUGCCAGCUGGUAGCAGCAUAAUGGAAUUGUAUUUACACAAGAAUUGGACAGUUGAGCUAAGCUACUGUAGGACUUCCCCACUGGACAUUUCUACAGUCCCUCUGUGUUGGACACCAAGGUCAGAUAAUAAAAGAUAACAUUCAAUGCUGAUGUUCACACAAAGGUGAAUACAUUGUUUUCUUGGAUUCACUGCAGACUUAUAGGGUCUUCAUUCUGUUUCCACCUUGAAGCAAAUAAUAAAAUGUAAACUUGAAAUGAAA
Messenger RNA from Girardinichthys multiradiatus, 1618 nucleotides. It is a transcript of the gene ndufs8a, whose product is annotated as NADH:ubiquinone oxidoreductase core subunit S8a. The coding region runs from base 103 to 729 and encodes 208 amino acids. Gene Ontology annotation, cellular component: membrane. NCBI's taxonomy places the organism in Eukaryota, Metazoa, Chordata, Actinopteri, Cyprinodontiformes, Goodeidae. The transcript is spliced from 8 exons. Gene Ontology annotation, molecular function: NADH dehydrogenase activity; 4 iron, 4 sulfur cluster binding. The record is from RefSeq and is a predicted model, not a curated record. Gene Ontology annotation, biological process: mitochondrial electron transport, NADH to ubiquinone; mitochondrial respiratory chain complex I assembly.